Messenger RNA from Sphaeroforma arctica JP610, 1344 nucleotides. RefSeq lists its product as hypothetical. Gene Ontology annotation, biological process: aspartyl-tRNA aminoacylation. Gene Ontology annotation, cellular component: mitochondrion. The transcript is spliced from 5 exons. Gene Ontology annotation, molecular function: ATP binding; nucleic acid binding; aspartate-tRNA ligase activity. Bases 328 to 1344 code for a protein of 338 amino acids. The record is from RefSeq and is a predicted model, not a curated record. Lineage: Eukaryota; Ichthyosporea; Ichthyophonida.
GAUCAGUUUCAUCGUGGCACAUCAACACAGGGUUUCCCUCCAUACUUUCGUAGUCUGCUGCUAUAAGAUUCAUUUCAAUAUCGCCGGAAGCAACGAAUUUUAUCACGCCUGGCAGUACUGAAUACUAGUCCCUCCUCGCGUAGUCACAAACUCCAUAUCCACUCUCGUAUUGAAUGGAGGUCGUUCGUUUUGAAAAAUCUGUGCGCCCGCUAUAGUCUAUAUUCCCGCUAUCCUAAUUUUAACUUCUGACCUUAUCCACAUACGAUUGAAACGAGAACACCAACACAUAUGAUCGAACAGUGAAAACAAGCAGCCAGAUCAGCCACUAUGUCUAUUGUAUAUAGUAUGUCUAUUUAUACACGGCCACGAGUGUGUGCGGUUCGUGUUUGCCGCCAGCUUCUAGCGGAAGGCUAUCACAUGCGCCCCCGAAUAGUACUUCAGAAAAAUAAUCAACAGCCCGAAUGCACUCGACACAUUCAUACAGUAAGAACAAGGCUCAACAGCGAGAAGUCUACUGGGGCUAGUCUAAAAUUCAUACCCUCUGCACGUGCUCAUAAGGGCUCAUUGAGGUUAAAAACUCAGUAUAGACAUUCAUCCACAGUAACAACCAGCACAACAACAUCCUGCAGGACCCACACAUGCGGUGACUUGCGGGCGGCAGAUGUAUCCCAACAGGUGCAGCUAAGUGGAUGGGUAGUCACCAAAAGGACAUUUGGCAACGACAUGCGCUUCAUGCCUCUGCGCGAUGCCUAUGGUACGACGCAGCUGACGUACGCGAAGGGUGCUUGCAGUAGCGAUGUAUGGGAUGUGCUAGAAAAAGCCUCGACUGAGUCAGUCAUAAGCAUCACCGGGGACGUUCGUUUGAGGCCGGAGGGACAAUCAAAUGAUGAUAUGCCAACUGGGGCUGUGGAGGUGGUGGUCACCGCUGCGCAGCUGCUUGGGUCAUGCGAGAGUUUACCGUUUCCUCUAGAUGAUAACAAUGUGGGCGCCAACAUGGCCGGGAUUCGUAUGGAGCGCAGAUAUCUGGCCCUCCGCUCGAAUGCACUGCAGAAAAACAUUCGGCUGCGCGCGAAAGUCGCCAGCGCUACCCGGCGAUACCUGGAAGACCGCCAAUUUGUGGAGAUUGAAACGCCUCUCCUUUUCAGGCGGACACCAGAGGGUGCGAGAGAAUUUAUUGUACCCGCGCGAGCGUCGGGUACGUUCUACGCCUUACCACAAAGCCCGCAACAAUACAAACAGGUUCGUGUGGUCUCGAUUGCAGUGCCUGUGUGGGUGGCUUACAAUACGGAUGUCCGGAAAGGGUCACGACGUGGUCGACCGUUGCUUCUGCUCGUAGUUAAUUAA